This is a messenger RNA of Phalaenopsis equestris, 575 nucleotides long. RefSeq names its product dual-specificity RNA methyltransferase RlmN-like. Bases 65 to 547 code for a protein of 160 amino acids. The transcript is spliced from 4 exons. Gene Ontology annotation, biological process: tRNA methylation; rRNA base methylation. Lineage: Eukaryota; Viridiplantae; Streptophyta; Magnoliopsida; Asparagales; Orchidaceae. Gene Ontology annotation, molecular function: iron-sulfur cluster binding; catalytic activity. The record is from RefSeq and is a predicted model, not a curated record.
UUAAAUAAAGAUUUUAAAAGAAUAUUGAUUGAGAAUGCUGAUAUGACGCCAUUAUCAGUGAAAGAUGUUCUUACAGCAUCGGACGGAACUCACAAGGAGGUUGCAGAUAUUGUUCACUUUGGAUGAUGGAUUGGCGAUAGAAACGGUAGUGAUUCCUUGCAGCAGGGGAAGGACCACUGUUUGUGUUUCAAGUCAAGUUGGCUGUGCAAUGAAUUGCCAAUUCUGCUAUACUGGAAGGAUGGGUUUGAAAAGGCAUUUGAGAACAGCUGAAAUAGUUGAACAAGCUGUUUUUGCACGAAGGUUAUUUUCAGCUAAGUUUGGAUCUAUUACAAAUGUUGUAUUCAUGGGAAUGGGUGAACCUUUUCAUAACAUAGAUAAUGUUAUUAAAGCGGCAGCUAUUAUGGUUGAUGAGCAAGGUCUUCAUUUUAGUCCUCGUAAGGUAACUGUUUCAACCAGUGGACUUGUUCCUCAAUUGAAACGCUUUCUCAAAGAGUCUAACUGUGCGUUAGCUGUUAGUCUCAAUGCAACAACUGAUGAGGUAUGCUGACUUUUGCUUUUUGGAAGAUUUACAUAUA